Messenger RNA from Mya arenaria, 4430 nucleotides. RefSeq lists its product as uncharacterized. Gene Ontology annotation, molecular function: ubiquitin-protein transferase activity; zinc ion binding. Gene Ontology annotation, cellular component: nucleoplasm; chromatin. The record is from RefSeq and is a predicted model, not a curated record. The coding region runs from base 150 to 2006 and encodes 618 amino acids. NCBI's taxonomy places the organism in Eukaryota, Metazoa, Mollusca, Bivalvia, Myida, Myidae. The transcript is spliced from 4 exons. Gene Ontology annotation, biological process: positive regulation of DNA-templated transcription.
UCGUUUUUGAAGACGCCUGAAAUUCGUUGACUAUCCAAACUGCAACUAUUUAAAUCAUACAACCACAUCUGAAAGUAAUGAGUUGUGUUCUUAAGAUAUUCGAGUAACUAUCGGAAAGGACUUUAUUCAACAGUCAACAAGAACUCAAGAUGGAUGCAGUCUCAGGGAAAAAGGCACCCGAGGGAACUGGAUCGGUGUCUGACCACACAUUCUGCCAGACAUGUGCGAACGAUGGCAAGGACAUCCCUCCUGAUGCCUUCUGUACCGUCUGCAAGGAGUUCCUGUGUUCCAACUGUGCCAGAGUACACAAGAACAUGACGUUAACCAAAAGCCACCCUCUUCAGGACAAGAGUACCAUGCCUUCUUCACUCCAACCAGAGAGUGAGAAUAAGGAUUUUACGGAAACAUGUCAACGCCAUGCCGAAGAGUUCAUAAAAUACUUUUGUCCCAAUCACGAGACACUUCUGUGUGGAGACUGCUUGGCUGAGAAAGAACACAGCUCAUGCACUAUUGAAAGGAUUUCUCAAGUGGCAACGCGGUACAAGGAGGGCUCAAAAUACAACGGUCUGAAGGCAGGACUUGUCCAGGUGGUCAAUGACAUCGGCAACCUUUCAGACAACAUACAAGCGAGCAUGAAAUAUAUUGAUGAAGAGAGCUUUACAAAUAUCAAUGCGCUUCGAAAGUUCAGGAAUGAAAUCAACCAAUACCUGGAUAAGAGGGAACAAGAGUUACUGGAAGAAAUUGAGCAGAAGAAACAAAAAUUACAAAGCCUGUUGAGUGAACUAAAAUCAAAUUGCCAAGACAUACAAGCUGCCACUGAGAAGCUCAAGGUCGAGCUACAAGCCAAGGAGGUCAACAGUAACCAGUUGUUCAUAUCUGGAACAAGGGCAAUUAAGGAGUUAGUCGGUUUUCAGUCAGCCCUUAAAGACAUCAGAGGUAAAAAAAGUGUGUCAUACUUCAAGUUCACAAGGGACCCCACCACAAAACAGCUGCUGGCUUCAUGCACAGCAAUUGGCAGAGUGGAUCAGGUGGCGUCAGAUUUGGCAGACCAUGUGGCAUCAGAUUUGGCAGACCAAGUGGCGUCAGAUUUGGCAGACCAGUUGGCGUUAAAUUUGGCAGACCAGCAGACAAAACCUCAGGUGUCAGCCUUAAACCAAGGCCGUGCAGACCUAAGACAGUACCAGUUUAGCAAGCUGUCUGGCAUUCCAGUGAAGACGGCAGCAGACACUAGUAACUGCUUCCUGACCGGUGUGGCCUUUCUGUCCAGAGACAGGCUCCUACUGGCUGACUUCAAAAAUAACUCAAUAAAGCUUGUGGACACCACUACCAACAAGAUGGUGUCCCAGGUGAAACUUCCCAGUGGCCCGUGGGGCCUGUGUCUCCUGCCCGGGAACAGGGCAGCCGUCACUCUACCUUUGGUGGAAAAGAUACAGUUCGUAUCUACUCAGAGAAUUGUCACACUACAGGAUGUUGUUAAAGUAGAUGGAGCAUGUCGUGGAAUAGAUUUCUGUGAUGACAACUUGAUAGUGUCCUUCCACCAACCAGGUAAGGUUGUGAUGAUGGACAUGACGGGAAAGGUGAAGAAGAGUGUGGACAAUGACAGCAGUGGAAAACCUUUGUUUCAGCAUUCGUUGAAUCUGACAGUGACCAGAGAGAGCCAGACUCCUUCGGUCCUUUAUGUCUCAGACUUGGACACCCACACCAUAACCAAGCUGAGCAUGUCACUAGAGGUGCUCCAGUCGUACCAAGAUCCGUUACUGAAAUACCCACGUGGUCUGGCACCCGUGGGGGACAACCAGCUGCUCGUGUGUGGGAGUAUCAGUGACAACAUCGUGUUACUGGACACGCUCACAGGCGAGAAAACCCAACUGUUGGGGAUAAAAGAGGAGAUAAAGAACCCAUACAGUGUGGCUUACUGUUCACAGAAGAAGAUGAUGUUUGUCACCUGCAGUCCAUCAGGUAGACCUAAAUUGGAGAAUUUCGUGAAAGUCUUCAAAGUUGCGUAACAAUUGCAUUAACUUUAACAUAAAUUGAUGUCAGUUUAAAAAUAUGUUAUGUGUCUUUAUGAAAAGGCAUAUGUUUUUCAGUGUUAAUAAAAAGAGUUAAUUCGGCAUAAAUUGUAUUAUAAUCUAAGGACCUUUUCUUUAAUCCUAAUCAAUGUGGAACAGAUAAAAUAAUUGUAAUAUUGUUAUCUUUGCUAUGCAAACAAAACAUGCUUGGUUACCUUCUAAAAUAUUCUUAAAUAUCAAUGCAUAUAUUUAGUUAUACGAGGGAUGAUCAAUAAUUACGUAGACUGGUCCCAUAAUUUUUUUCAUACUACUUGCAACAUAUUAGAAUUUGUACCAUUUAAAAGAGGAAACAUUUUUCUUUGACUGCCUUAAUUAGAAUAGCAUGAAUAUCCUAGUGCGAAAAAAAUGAUAUAAUGCAUCCAUAGUAACGCGCUACUGGCCCAGGUGAAGUUUUGUCGUACGUAUGCUGAAUUAAAAACAUCAUGAAAUAAAUAUCAGCUGCAGAAAUCCGCGUUUCUGUUUGACGAGGUUUCCGUGACGUCAUCUGAAAAUAUGACGUCAUUCGGCCGUUACAUAUUUAAAUAAACAACAUCUGCUCUAUGACAAUCACGCGUGCUAUGAGUUUCAAAUUGACUUCACAAGAACGUUUGGAAAUUCGCGCAAACAUUAAAUUUUGCAAAGAAAUAGGGAAAAAACCAUCCGAAACGUACAAGUUACUAAAGAUGACACGUGGAGAAAUCUGCGUUUGCCGUGCGCUGGUUUUCAAGUGGCAUCGACGCUUUUCCGAUGGCCGACAGUCCCUUGAAGAAGAUGCAGGUCGUGGACGGAAGUCAACAAUCGGACCGUCAGCCGUGACGUCACAUGGAGAGAAACUGAUGGCGGACUGCAGAAUGAAUGUACGGGAGUUGUCAGAGGCUGCCAAUGUCAGCUAUGGAACCGCACACAGCAUUCUAACCACCGAAUUAAACAUGCGGAAAGUAUUUAGCAGUAUUUAUUUCUCUUGUACAAUGAUUUUCAAUUUACAAUAGCAUAAUAACACUUUAAUAUUGGAUCGAUUGGGGAAUAUUCAAAUUGUUGCAAAUUAUUGUGAUGAACACUAAAAUGUUAUCAAUUGUUCAAAAUCACAUUUUGUUAUUUUGAUUGCCGAUGUGUAUGCAUUUGUAGGUUCACGCGCGCUUGGUGCCACGCAUCCUGACCGACAUCGAGAGAGACAGGUGCAUGAAGGAGUCACGACUAAUGAGACCUGGCUAUAUCUGAGAGACUCAGAGAUCCAGAGACCAAGGCACAGUCGGCUGUAUUGAAGAGAGGUGGGUCACCGCCACCUGAGAAAGCCCGAGUUUCACGUACCGCCGGUUAACAGAUGUACAUGAUGUUUGCGGAUUGUCGGGGAAUGAUCCUGUGUCACGCGGUGUCUGUUGGGAGAACGGAAAACGCGGAGUAUUAUUCGAAGGUGCUCGGCCGUGAUCUCAUCCGGGCGCUUAGAAAGAUGAGGAGAGACAUCCCUGUUGAUCAUUUCAUCCUCCAUCAGGAUAAUGCCCCACCUCAUACUGCGGCCACCACUCAGAUUGAUAUUAGCGUCCAAGGUAUAGAGGUUCUUCCACAUCCGCCGUACACACCUGACAUGGCCCCGUUUGACUUUGCUAUUUUCCUGGAGUUGAAGUCUCACCUCAAAGGUCGCCGAUUUGAAAGUUUACGGGAGCUACAUUCGGCUGCAAACGCAUUGAUACACCAGUAACCAGCAGCUUACUAUCGGGAUAUUAUCUUCAACAAAUGGCCAAAGAGACACGAACGCUGCUUACAAUGGUCUUUGAGAAGAAGUAAGAUCACACCAGACGUAUCUUGAACAACUUCAGGAUAGGCGACGUCGUUGAUGAUCUCGAACUGAUCGCGACGCGAACCGACAGCGCGAUAGUGUGCGUCUUCAAGUAGCCGUGAUUUGGUGUAGGAGUCAGACAUUUCUGAUAUUUACAGACGCAGUUGAGGAUAGAACGACGUGUUUGUCUAUGUACUUUUAUUAAUGCAAGUCUUAUACUAGUAAUGAUAUAGAGACAGUCUACGUAUUAAUUGAUCAUCUCUCGUAUGUCACCAAUUCAUGCUGUUGUCAAGAACCUAUAAGUAUAAAUGACGUUUAUAUGAUGACGUGUGUACAUGGAUGAAUGUUACCAAUAUGAGGACAAUGGAUAAUUGUAGUAUUAGUUUACUUUAACUCACAUAUUAUCCUGAAUAGUUUUUGUGCUGUAUUUUCCUAAAAGCCAUAAUUGUAUGGCUUGUUUUCAAUUCGUCUUCAGGAAUAAUGCAGCAGUUGUUGAACACAAAAAUUUGGCUCUGUUUCUGGUCAAAAUGAGUUUGAGAUGCUAUUUGUGGACAAUACAUAAAAAUCGUUGCCAUUAAUCAAAUACAUGAUAAAUGUUGUAAGUUUGA